CUGAUGUAUUGUGUUUAGAGACACGCACGUAUGCAGAAAAAAACAAAAACAAGUGGUCUGAUGUUCCUGAAGUGUCCCUAAACAGCGGAACAUAGCUUUAAGUGCUACACUUGUGACACGGUGUAGCGUUCAAUCAACACAGAAGAAUCAGGAAAUCCAAGUUUCAUCCCCCUCUUCCUCCCCCUGACCCCCUCCUCCUCCUGCGGUCGAAAGGAAUUAGAUAAAGGAAGAGGACAGGAUCGAGCACAUGAUGACUAACUUUAAAAGGGGUUUCGCAUCUAAAGUUCGCAGCUGGUUUUAGUGAGCGAGUCUCCUGCAGGCGUGUGACCGACCGUGCGACAUGGAUCUCGGCUGCCAGGACUGGAUGUCAGCUCUACCCGCGGAGCUGUGGGACGUCCCUCUCACUAACCUGGCCAUACCCGGGAGCCAUGAUGCCAUGAGUUACUGUCUGGACAUCAACUCCCCCUUGGUCCCGUCUGAAUCCGACUUUUUCCGGCUCCUGGACAGACUUUUCUCCUGCUUCACCAGACCUGCCAUCUUUAGAUGGGCUACAACACAGGACAAAAGCAUCGAGGAGCAACUUUCGAUGGGGAUUCGCUUCUUCGAUCUCCGCGUUGCACACAAACCCGACGACUCCUCCAGCUACCUGUACUUCACACACGUCAUAUACACACAUCUAACCGUUGUGGUGAGUACGGUCAUCUUACUGGAAACCCUGGCGUCUGUGGCCACCUGGCUGGACUCUCACCCUAAGGAGAUUGUUAUUCUUGCUUGCAGCCAUUUUGAGGGAAUCGAGGACAAACUCCAUCAAUUGUUCAUUUUCUCCCUGAAGAAGCUGUUUGGCUCAAAGCUCUGCCCCCAGAAGGAAUCCGUCCUGACCCUGCGGAGCCUGUGGGCAUCUGGUUACCAGGUCGUCCUGUCCUACGACUCCCAGAGUGCAGCGAGACAUCAGGAGCUGUGGCCUGCCAUCCCUUACUGGUGGGCCAACCAGCACACAGCACAAGGAGUGAUCAGUUACCUGGACUGGAACAAAGACCUGGGACGUCCAGAGGGCUUCUUCGUCUCUGGCCUGAACCUGACAGCUGAUAGAUAUUACAUCACCAAGAACCCGAAGCAAUCCCUGCGGACGCUGACCUUCAGUAACUGGGAGUGUUUGAGGAAAUGGCUGGAGGAGCAAGCGCCUGGGUCGGACCCCAAGAGCGUCAACAUCAUCGCAGGAGACUUUGUGGGUCCACUUCCGCUCUGCGCUCUGGUCAUUGAACUGAACAAAAAACUUCUGCGGAAGAAUGCGAGAUAGAACAAACAAAAGCAGGAACUUUUCCUAAAAGAGCUAUUGUAUACCUCAUUUCCUCUUCUCGAUACUUCUAUUUCUAUGCACUUUUGUCGUCGUUAUACAGAAGAGGAGUAGGGCCACAUGUGAAAAAUGUAUUUGAGUUUAAUCUCAGAACUCAAUACGUGUUUUCACAUGUGGCCCUAAUCCUCUUCCGUAUCAUUAAGACCUUGAACUGAAAUAAAUGUUUAGAACCAAAUCUGUAUUUUACAAUCUGAGUUUCUGUAAGUUACAUUCACCAAAAAAAACAUUCUGUACGUGUCAAAUCUACAGCUCUCAGGUGCAAUAUUGUAGCGGCCAAAUACUCUACGUUGUUUCAUGUGUUCAGACUUUGGCUGUUGUUUCUUGUAUGUACUGUACGUUGGGUGUUGCUGUGGUAUAAAGGUUAUAAAGGUAAGCUCCAAAUUGUUGUUGGCAGGUGUUUGUCCCGAAUGGGCAAAUGUGCUGUGACACUCAACGCUGUGAUGCUGGAGCACAUUUGUUCAAAAUGCUGUCUUAUUGUUUAUGGAUUUAAUGCUGAAAACUGAAAGAAUGGACAUUUUCAUGCUGCACAUUAAACCAAAUAAACGUUUUGUUAUUGUUGCU
Perca fluviatilis (European perch) is the source of this 1915-nucleotide messenger RNA. It is a transcript of the gene plcxd1.2, whose product is annotated as PI-PLC X domain-containing protein 1. The record is from RefSeq and is a predicted model, not a curated record. The transcript is spliced from 6 exons. NCBI's taxonomy places the organism in Eukaryota, Metazoa, Chordata, Actinopteri, Perciformes, Percidae. Gene Ontology annotation, biological process: lipid metabolic process. The coding region runs from base 341 to 1297 and encodes 318 amino acids. Gene Ontology annotation, molecular function: phosphoric diester hydrolase activity.